AUGUCCACCUCCUUCUCCACAGGCAGGUUCUACAAUGAGACCGUGGCAAAGUCCUUCCUGCAGUUUUAUGACCAAACUGCCCAAAUUGUGUGGAGCCAGUUCAUGGAGGCCACCUGGAACUAUGUCACCAACAUCACCAAGAAAAAUCGGGAGGAGAUGCUGCACAAGGACUCAGAGAGAUCCAAGCACAUGCUGUACUUUGGCACUCGGGCCCGCCUGUUUAAGACCUCCAGGUUCCAGGACCCGGAAGUGAAGCGCCUGCUGAGUAAGCUGCUGAACAUAGGCAAGGCGGCCCUGCCCCAGGACGAGCUCCGGGAGUACAAUCAGCUUCUGGCCUACAUGGAGACGACAUACAGCAUGGCCCAGGUGUGCCUGAAUGAGGGACCCUGCAUGCCCCUGGAGCCUGACCUCCAAGAAGUCAUGGCUACCUCCCGUGACCAGAAGGAGUUGCUGUGGGCCUGGCAGGGCUGGCGGGAUGCUGUGGGUCGUCAGCUCCGUAUCACCUUUGAGCGCUAUGUGCAGCUCAGCAACAAGGCUGCUAACCUCAACGGUUACAAAGACAUGGGGGCCUUGUGGCGGUCCAAGUAUGAGUCUGAAACGCUAGAAGACGAUCUGGAGCAGCUUUACCAGGAGCUGCAGCCACUCUACCUGAACCUCCACGCCUACGUGCGCCGGGCCUUACAUCGCCACUACGGGCCCGAGCUCAUCGACCCAAGGGGGCCCAUCCCUGCCCACCUUCUGGGGAACAUGUGGGCUCAGUCCUGGGUCAACAUCUUAGACCUGGUCCUGCCCUUCCCGAAGAAACCCCCUGAGGAUAUCACGAAGAUCAUGAAAAGCCAGCACUGGAAGCCCUCAAAAAUGUUCGAAGAGGCUGAAAAGUUCUUCACCUCCCUGGGGAUGCUUUCCACCCCUCCCAGCUUCUGGAAAAACUCGAUGAUGGAAAGGCCAGCCGACGGGCGGGAGGUGGAAUGCCAUGCCUCUGCCUGGGACUUUUACAACGGCAGGGACUUCAGGAUAAAGAAGUGCACCGAGGUGACCGUAGAAGACCUGCUCUCCAUCUUCCACCAGAUGGGCCAUAUCCAGUACUUCCUGCAGUACAGGAACCUCUCGGUGAUUUUCCGCGCAGGCGCCAACCCAGCCUUUGAAGAGGCUGUGGGGUCAGUGAUCACCCUCUCAGCCUCCUCCCACAAGCACCUGCUCAACAGAGGUCUUCUCAGUCACCAGCACCAAGACUCAGAGGAGGAGGUCAAUUUCCUGAUGAGCGUUGCCCUGGAGAAGAUCCCCUUCAUCCCUUUCUCCUACCUGAUGGACCUGUUCCGCUGGAAGGUCUUUGAUGGCACCAUCCAGAAGGAUGUCUACAACCAGGAGUGGUGGAACCUCAGGUUGAAGUACCAGGGCCUGUGCCCCCCCAUCCCUCGGACAGAGGAGGACUUUGAUCCUGGUGCCAAGUUCCACAUCUCUGCCAGUGUGCCCUACCUACGGUACUUCCUCAGCCUCGUGCUCCAGUUCCAGUUCCACGAGUCUUUGUGCAAGGCCUCAGGCCAUAUAGGGCCACUGCACCGGUGUGACAUCUAUAACUCCAAGAAGGCUGGGAAGCUCCUGGAGGAUGUCCUAAAGCUGGGUUCAAGCAAGCCCUGGCCAGAAGUCCUGCAGAAGAUAACUGGGCAGACCCAAAUGUCUACAAAGGCCCUCAUGACCUACUUCAAGCCCCUGCUGAAUUGGCUGGUCACCGAGAAUGUGCGGCAGGGGGAGAUCUUGGGCUGGCCAGACUUCAGCUGUACCUUUGAAGAAAAAGACACAGAGAAGGUGGCAUUUCUGAAUCUAGAGCUGGACCCUGACCAGGCCAAAUAUGGGCAGUGGGUGCUGCUGGCUCUCAGCUUUAUCAUGUUCCUGGCAGCCCUACUGCUGGCCUACAGGCUAUACUUCCUGGAAAAAAAGUCACUGCCCCAGGGAACCAAUGCUCCGGCCACGGACGCCCAGGCCAGAGGUUCCCGGGAUACCAGCGCACCUGAGACACAGCCCAAGGCCUACUUCCUGGGCAUAGCCAUGGACCCCCGCCUAGUUGCCAAAAGACAGUGGAUCCUGCUAAGCCUCUGCCUCAUCCUGAUGCUGUGCUCAAUCGGCCUGACCAUUCGGGUUUUCAUGCAGCACUACAGGAAGCCUCCGUGGAUGAGAGCUGAAUGGUGGAGCUGGGACUAG
This is a messenger RNA of Nyctereutes procyonoides (raccoon dog), 2199 nucleotides long. RefSeq names its product angiotensin-converting enzyme-like protein Ace3. Gene Ontology annotation, biological process: proteolysis. The record is from RefSeq and is a predicted model, not a curated record. The coding region runs from base 1 to 2199 and encodes 732 amino acids. Lineage: Eukaryota; Metazoa; Chordata; Mammalia; Carnivora; Canidae. Gene Ontology annotation, cellular component: plasma membrane. The transcript is spliced from 13 exons. Gene Ontology annotation, molecular function: peptidyl-dipeptidase activity; metallopeptidase activity.